ACUUGUUCUGGCGCCAAACACUUUGAUCCCGGUGGUCGUCCGAGCAGCUCGCCGCUGUUUUGCUCCCACAUUAGUUAACAGGUUAAUUUUCUGACUUUACGGCACUUUUCCGCCAAAGUGUUCCUCAACAAAAUGAUCGGACAGAAAACUAUUAACUCGUUUUUCACGCCCGUGUCUAAGAAGAGACUUUCUGAGGAUCUAAAUGAAGUCGAGGAGGAUGCAAACGACCCGAAGAAGAAGCUGAAGUCGGCGGUGGAGCCGGAGCCGUCCAGCCCGCCUCCUGCUCCUCUGUCCCCGGAUCAGCUGGACAGGAUCGCCCGCAACAAGCGAGCGGCGCUGGAGAAACUGGCUUCCGCUCAGACGCCUCCAGGGUUCGGGGAGAGCUGGAGAAAAGGACUGUCGGCUGAGUUUGGAAAGCCCUACUUCAGACGAUUGAUGAGCUUCGUGUCUGAGGAGAGGAGACGCCACACGGUGUACCCACCUGCUGAUCAAGUCUUCACCUGGACACAGAUGUGCGACAUCCGGGAUGUCAAAGUGGUGAUUCUCGGUCAGGAUCCAUAUCACGGACCGAACCAAGCCCACGGACUGUGCUUCAGUGUGAAACGACCGGUGAAUCCUCCACCCAGUUUGGAGAACAUGUACAAAGAACUGGUGUCGGACAUCGAAGGCUUUCAGCACCCCGGACACGGAGAUCUGAGCGGAUGGGCCAGACAAGGCGUGCUGUUGCUCAACGCUGUGCUGACCGUCCGAGCGCACCAGGCCAACUCCCACAAAGACAAAGGCUGGGAGACGUUCACGGACGCCGUGGUUCAGUGGCUCAGCAACAACCAGCAGGGCCUCGUCUUCAUGCUGUGGGGGUCGUACGCUCAGAAGAAAGGAGCUGCGAUCGACCGGAGGCGCCACCACGUCCUGCAGGCUGUGCAUCCGUCUCCGCUGUCGGCUCAUCGAGGGUUCUUUGGUUGCAAGCAUUUCUCCAAGGCCAACGAGCUGCUGAAGAAAUCAGGAAAGUCUCCUGUAGACUGGAAGGCACUUUAAGUUGUUCAGCAUGUCGGCUUUUCUAACACGUCUGCUGGUUUAACUACACAACAAAAACCUGUCCAUAAGCUUUACUCAGUUUCCUGUUCUGGCAGAUUAGUUCCUUUUUGGCAAAUGUUAUAUUUUGUUUUAUACACUGAACUUUCAUAAAAGCCUUUAUCUACAGCUGUUUGUAACAUCUGCACCUUUUGUAACUGUCAACAUUGUAAAUAAAUUGUCCUGUUUGUUUUGUUUUUUUUACUUUUUUAUUAAAAUGUUGGAUCUAUUAAAAGUGGUUCCAGAAGCUGA
Messenger RNA from Acanthopagrus latus (yellowfin seabream), 1323 nucleotides. It is a transcript of the gene unga, whose product is annotated as uracil DNA glycosylase a. NCBI's taxonomy places the organism in Eukaryota, Metazoa, Chordata, Actinopteri, Spariformes, Sparidae. The transcript has 7 exons. The record is from RefSeq and is a predicted model, not a curated record. Gene Ontology annotation, molecular function: uracil DNA N-glycosylase activity. Gene Ontology annotation, cellular component: mitochondrion; nucleus. Gene Ontology annotation, biological process: base-excision repair; base-excision repair, AP site formation via deaminated base removal. Bases 133 to 1035 code for a protein of 300 amino acids.